CGCGCGGGAUUUGCCGCCUUCAGCUGCAGCAGCUGCGGCGGCGGUGGGAAGAGGGGUGGAGGGCGGUGAGGAGGGCUGGAACCCGGGCCAGGAGGGAGGAAGAGGGAGGGAGGGGGGCCGGGAGGCUGUGCCAGGCGAGCCGGAGGGGUGCUCAGCGCUCCCCCGCCCUCCUUCCGGGAGCGAGGAUGCAGACUCUGAAACUGGCGCUGCUGGGCUGAGGCAGAGGCAGGGGAGUUGCAGCGCGCGCGGCUCCGUGAGUGUGUCUCCUGAGCGCGGAGAGGCGGGGGGAGGCGGAGGACGAGGAGGAGGAGGAGGAGGAGGAGGAGGAGGGGGAGAAUGCCCGGAGCCGCCGUCGCUGCCGCCGCCGCCGCCGCGAUGCUCCCGGCUCAGGAGGCUGCCAAGCUGUACCACACCAACUAUGUGCGGAACUCGCGGGCCAUCGGCGUGCUGUGGGCCAUCUUCACCAUCUGCUUUGCCAUCGUCAACGUGGUGUGCUUCAUCCAGCCCUACUGGAUUGGCGACGGCGUGGACACCCCGCAAGCCGGCUAUUUCGGGCUCUUCCACUACUGCAUCGGCAACGGCUUCUCCCGGGAGCUGACCUGCAGGGGCAGCUUCACGGACUUCUCCACGCUGCCCUCGGGCGCCUUCAAAGCCGCCUCUUUCUUCAUUGGCCUCUCCAUGAUGCUCAUCAUCGCCUGCAUCGUCUGCUUCACCCUCUUCUUCUUCUGCAACACGGCGACGGUGUACAAGAUCUGUGCCUGGAUGCAGCUCACCUCCGCUGCCUGCCUUGUGCUUGGCUGCAUGAUUUUCCCCGAUGGCUGGGAUUCAGAUGAAGUAAAACGGAUGUGUGGAGAAAAGACAGACAAGUACACUCUGGGGGCUUGUUCAGUCCGCUGGGCAUACAUCCUGGCUAUUAUUGGGAUUUUGGAUGCCCUGAUCCUUUCCUUUCUGGCGUUUGUGCUUGGUAACCGACAAGACAGCUUGAUGGCCGAGGAACUGAAGGCAGAAAACAAAGACGACGGAAAUGCUUAAAGCAAACUAAGGUAGUGUGAGACCACACCAUUUCUGCUAAGCCAAUAUUCUCUAGAAUGAGCACAAAACAAAUCAAAUAACAGCUAAACAAAUCGAAUAAGAGCUUUUGUACAUCAACAUCAAGAAGGAGGACUUGCGAGAAAUCAGAGUACAGAGACAGAUCUGGACAAGAGUGAACCGUCUACUUGUCAAAGCACCUUCUAAAUCUGGACCGGCAGAGAUGGCAGUGAUUUUCUGGAAGGAGAUGUGAUAAUGGAUUAAACACCAGCUCAUGGGAAGAUAUCGUCGAAUAAGAUCAGAUCACAUUCAUGAGAAGUCACAUUCAGGAAAUAUUUUAAGAGAAAGGAAUAUAAAUGUGCUAGAAUUAACAUGUAAAAUAUAUAUGUACUGAGGUUUGUAAACUGUCCUUUUUUAAUCAAACUAAAAACAAAAAGCUUUAAUCUUUCAACCUUCUUUUAAAAAAAGGCAGUCAAUCCUAAAUUAUUCCUAUCUCAAUAGCCAAGAGGCUGAUCAAGCGUCAUUUACAGAGGAAGGCAGCUUAGGAAAAUGCCUCAGCGUAUUUUCUCAGGAGCCGUGAUCUUUGGUUCCCCAUCUCUGCCGUGCGUUUAUUUCACUGUGUAAUUAGUAAAACCACUCAGUUCAGAGAUGUAACACUUCAAACUUUUUACAGAGUCUGUGUUCAGUUUAAUCUGUCUGUACAAGUUAUUGCUGAGAAAGUGAUUUCUGACAUAUACUAGAACUCCAUCAAGCUGUAUAUUACAGGAAGUACAUCUUUACAUCAUAGGUCCCUGAGCAACCUAGCUACCCCUAUCUUUCAGGAAACAGCAUCAGGGAACUCUGAAAAAUAUAGAAAGCUCAUUUUCACCUUGGAUGCUCACAUGUAAUAUAUAGGCUGCUAUCAAAUAAACACUUUUUUUCUAAUUCUCCCUAGUAAAUGCAUAAGAAUUUAAUAUACUUUAUAACUAGGCAUCUAAAAGCUCUCCUUUUUUUUCCCCUCUAUUUCUUUGCUAUACUUGUCAUCAGAAAUCCAUAGCCUUUCUUUCCCUUACUAACAGGUCUCAUUUUUGUUUUAAAAAAAAAAAAAAGUGUUCCAUUAAGCCUAUUUCUAAAUGAUAGUAAGUGGUACUAACAAAAUAAAUAAUAAUUUAAUAGCCUUAGAAAUAAAUGAAUAUAUACUUAUACAGGUCAAGAAACUUGGUAGGAGUAAGUUGCCUGUUUGUUUACUAAUGUUGGUUUCAAGAAUACUCAGAUUUCUUUGAGUUGGUUGAUAUUUGGAAGUAGUUCCAACUGGUCAGUUGUCUUCAACAGUCUUUUGCUCCCAGGCUUCCCCCACCAUAACCCUCAUCACAUACCUGGCCAAUAUGCAGAAAAAUACGUAAUACUGUAGUAGCCAACUUCUUGAGAAUGGGCACAAACUAAAAUGUACAUGCCAGAGGCGUAAUCAGUGUGAGCCACACCAUGCUCCAUACCUGAGUAAAACAUGGACACAUAGAAUGCCUUCAUUUUUAAACUCAAAAUUAAGAUCGAAUUAGCAUACAUCCCCGUAACGCCAGAGGGAGGAUAAGACAGGAAGUGAUACAGAUAGGAGCUGAUUUCUUGUUCCCUGUCUCUCUACAGACAACACUCCCAUUUUUGCCAAAUGUUUUUGGUACAAGCUAUCUUUUCACCCUAAAUGAGAUUAUGUUUUAAAUGGCUAAGAAUAUAUUACAGGUAUUCUCAAAUGAGUGAACCCCAAAUCACAAAGAUGUGGGUUUUCUAAAGAACCAGAUUAAGGAAAUACUUACUAUCUCUAAAGGAUUAGCCAUUCUGGGAGUUACCUGUUACAGUAAAUAUUAGCUCUCCCCCUACAUUCCAAACUCCCUCCUUAAGAAAAUUAAUUACACACAACUUUUCAAGAAUUCAUCUUUUAUUUAAAGGGAGGUACCUCUCUAUCUACCAGAAUAUUAGAAAGUGUCGGUUUUCUCUAAUCCGUGUAAAUUACAGAUUCCACUGGGAGCCCUCCAUCACGGAUAGUGAUGUUUACGAAAACGAAGAAGUGCUUCCUAUCCACAUGCAAAUGUUUUGUAAAAUUUUUUUCUGUAAGACCUAAGUGUAAUUUAGCAUACCACAGUGCUCUGAGGAGGGUCAUCGAUGAUGUACCAUUUGUACAUAGGUAAUACACCUGUAAAUCACUAAGUGUUAAGAAGUAUGUUUUUAUCUUUUUAAAAAAAAAUGUGACUCCCUUUCUCAUUCUGUUCCGUUGUAUUGCGUCCAAAAAGUUGUGUGUAAUUUUUUUAAGGUCCAGGAAAUGUAAAGAAAUUUGUUGGAAUAUCUGAAUUUCUGUA
Molecule: messenger RNA, 3356 nt
Organism: Mustela erminea (ermine)
Lineage: Eukaryota; Metazoa; Chordata; Mammalia; Carnivora; Mustelidae
Gene: LHFPL3
Product: LHFPL tetraspan subfamily member 3
Exons: 4
Coding region: 337-1032 (231 amino acids)
Biological process (GO): sensory perception of sound
Cellular component (GO): plasma membrane
Source: RefSeq, a predicted model, not a curated record